AUGGCGGGCAUCACUGUGACAAGGAAAUCCCAGUCCUUCGUCGUGCCGUCGUUGUCCGCGCCGGCGCCGACGACCGAGACGCUCGAGCUGUCGGCCAUCGACCGGGUGCCAGGCCUGCGCCACACGGUGCGGUCCCUGCACGUGUUCCGCCACCGCAAGGACGACGCCGCCGCCACCGCCCGCCGUGACGCUGCUGAUGCUGCUUCUGCCAGCAGGCGGCCGGCGGAGGUGAUCCGCGCGGCGCUGUCCCGCGCGCUGGUGGACUACCGCCCGUUUGCCGGCCGCUUCGUGGGCUCGCUGUACGCCGGGGAGGCGUGCGUCGCGUGCACCGACGAGGGUGCGUGGUUCGUGGAGGCCGUCGCGGACUGCAGCCUCGACGACGUGAACGGCCUCGACUACCCGCUCAUGGUCUCAGAGGAAGAGCUGCUGCCGGCUCCGGAGGAAGGUGUUGACCCUACCAGUAUUCCGAUUAUGAUGCAGGUCACGGAAUUUUCUUGUGGAGGAUUUGUGGUGGGGCUGGUCGCAGUCCACACCCUUGCUGAUGGGCUCGGUGCAGCCCAAUUCAUCAAUGCAAUUUCUGAGUUUGCCCGUGGACUUGAUAAACUUACAAUAGCACCUAUGUGGGCUCGGGCGUUAAUACCAAACCCACCUAAGCUGCCUCCUGGGCCGCCACCAUCCUUCGAGUCCUUUGGGUUCAAACAUUUUGUUAUGGAUGUGAUUUUUGACAAUAUUGCACAUGUCAAGACUGAGUACUUUCAAGCCAAUGGACAAUACUGCUCUACUUUCGAUGUUGCCAUUGCCAAGGUUUGGCAAGCUAGGACCAGGGCAAUCAAGUACAAUCCGGAUUUCAAGGUCCAUGUUUGCUUCUUUGCCAACACUCGCCACCUCCUCACACGGGUGCUACCUAAGGAUGGGGGCUUCUAUGGAAAUUGCUUCUAUCCGGUGACAGUGACAGCAACCGCUGAGGAUGUUGCUAGUGGAGGAUUGCUUGAUGUGAUUAGGAUGAUACGGGAUGGGAAGGCUAGGCUUCCUUUGGAGUUUGCCAAAUGGUCCACGGGCGAUGUGAAGGUAGACCCAUAUCAACUGACAUUCAAGCACAAUGUUCUAUUUGUGUCUGAUUGGACGAGGCUUGGAUUCUUUGAGGUUGACUAUGGGUGGGGUGUACCAAACCAUAUCAUACCUUUCACUUAUGCAGACUACAUGGCUGUAGCAGUUCUUGGGGCUCCACCUACAGUGAACAAGGGGACUCGAAUAAUGACACAGUGUGUGGAGGAGAAGCAUCUCAUGGACUUCAAGGAUGAGAUGAAGGCUUUCUUUUAG
This is a messenger RNA of Miscanthus lutarioriparius, 1320 nucleotides long. The record is from the annotation of a GenBank genome assembly. Lineage: Eukaryota; Viridiplantae; Streptophyta; Magnoliopsida; Poales; Poaceae.